This is a messenger RNA of Symbiodinium pilosum, 1969 nucleotides long. Lineage: Eukaryota; Dinophyceae; Suessiales; Symbiodiniaceae. The record is from the annotation of a GenBank genome assembly.
GAAGCCGGGCCUUCAAGCAGCAGAUACGCUUCUGGCGCAGAUGGGCAACGAGUUGACAAGAGUUGACUCAAUGCUCGAGAGCCACUUCAGCAGUCGAUCUUCCCUCAUCCUGCACAAGGCAGGGAUACCAGCAGACUGUGAUGUGCCUGAGCUGACCCCCGCAGCCUGCCAGAAGUGGCUGGAGGUCUUCGGCCACAGCAGGAUAAUGCUGAUCCUAUUUCUCGGCCCUGGCUACGGGCGCCUGGAGUUUCAACCCCUGGAUGCCGAAGGGCUGGAGCCCUACGAGGUUGAUGUUGGCCCUGGUACUUUGGCCAUUGUCCGCGCAGACGGCGUGAGCCACAGAUUCUUCUCCACCGCUCGGAGUCUUGCAGUCAGCUGUUUCCUCUUAGAGGAUGCUGUGGCUACAUGGCGUCGGAGAUUUGGCGUCCCGUUGAUCACAACUCCCGUUUGCCGUGACCUCAUGGAUUGGGCCAAGGAGAGAUGGGAGCUCGCCAAGAGGCAAAGCCUGACACCAGAUGAUCUCUCCGAGCUGCCUCCGCAGUGGCAGCGUAUGGCGAACCAGGCCUACCAGGUUGGCCCUCAGGUGGCCGUCAAGGGGACCUCUUGCAAGUUCCCCUCGUCAUACAACGCCGCCGGCUACUGGUGUGGCAUGCAAGCUGGCUGCGACCUCGUUGUAGAGGUGCCGUUUUCUCGCUGGGAUCACACCGACUUUUUCAACAAAGAUCCAGAAAGCUGGAAGUGGGGCGCAACAAACUGUCGGCAUGGCUCCUUCAUCGAUGGCAUUGAGAUGUUCGACAACCGCUUCUUCAACAUCUCACCUGUAGAGUCCAGAGGGAUGGACCCGGCACAGAGACACAUCCUGGAGACUUCCUAUGAGGCGCUGUACUUCAGCGGCUACAGCAAGAAGAGCCUCAUGAGGUCCCUGCUGGGUGUCUACAUCGGCGCUGCGGCAACAGAGAUGAAUCUGAUGCCGGCCACGGCACUUAGCUCAGGAACCGGUGGCGCCAGCAGUAUCACCUCGAACCGCAUCUCCUUCUGCCUGGGACUGCAAGGUCCCAGCUUCACCAUGGAUGCCCAGGGGGCUUCGUCCCUGGCAGCCCUCACGCAGGGGUCCAUGAGCCUGAGGUUCCAGACAGAACACUACAAGCCCAACACGGCAGCUCUGGUUGGUGGCGCGUACUUGAUGAUUACUGGCACGUCAUUCAUCCUUCUGAGUGCCAAAGGCCACCUGUCGCCCCAGGGGCGUUGUUUUUCCUUCGAUCAGUCAGCGGAAGGAUAUGCAAAGAGCGAGGGCAUUUCCAACCUUGUGCUCGAGCUGCUUCGCGAUGAUCCCAAAGAGGGGGAGCCCGAGGUGAACGGAAUCAUUGCCGCCACGCACUCGAACCACACCGGCCGGAGCGCCUCACUCACGGCGCCCAACGGCGCGCAGGAGGGCGAGUUAGUCAUUGCAACCUGCAAGCAAGCAGCCAUCUCACCGUCGUCUGUGGACGCAGUGGAAUGCUUCAGCCAUGGACUUCCCCUCCACGACGCUGUUGAAGCAACAGUGCUUCGGCGGUUUCUUCGUGGCCAUGCGGAGGUGGAGGCGCCUUUGUGUUUGGGCACUGGGUUCACGGCCAGUGGCAUGGGACUUGAGUGCGCCGGCAUGGCGCAGAUUCUCAAGGUUCUGGUGGGCCAGAAGUACGGAGCCAUCACGCCGCUCCUGCACUUGCACCAGCUGAAUCCUGAGAUUGAGUUUCCUGACAACGACGACGCAGCGCUGUUCUCUAGUGAAGAAAUCCGGAUUGAAGGGCUUAGCUCCUACACGGGGAUUACCGGUAAAGGCAUUGGUGGCACUAUGUGCCACGCUAUCACGCUCGGCACUCUCCGAACACCGGAUGCACAAGCACCACCGGAGGACGCCCCGCGCACUGCACCGCGCGAAGCGAUGCAGCUUGCUGCUGGAGAUUUCUGGCUGCGGCGCCAGAUCUGA